AAUCCUGAAAAACAGGCAGAGAAGACGCCAUGUUUUCCCUUCCCAUCGUCUUCUCCAAUAUAAACUAAUCAAUCAUCUCUCUCUCUUCCCACCUCCCCUCCGCUGUCGCUGUUUUCCAGCGAGAGUGAGUGCACUCUACUCUUCCUUCACCCCUCUCUCUCUCUCUCUCUCUCUCUCUCUCUGCAAGUUGCUUUGUCUCAUUCUUGAUCUAAUCCCACCGCCAUCAUUAACCAUCUUGAAUCCUCUCUCUCUCUUUUCACGCCCGGCUUUUGUUCGUACCCAUUUGAUUUGUUCCGUCAGUUUCAGCGUUUUCCCCCCCGCACCCACCUGAGCUCGCGCUCGAAAAGCUUCGAUGCUUGCUUGUUUCGGUCGUAUGCUCGUCCAGAUCUGCACCCAGAUGGACCCAGGACCCAGCUUUUCGUUUUUUUCUUGAUUCUUGAUUCUGCACAAGUUCCGGCGACGAGAAUGCGGGCGUAGGGUCGUGGGUUACUCUCUUUUUCUCGUUUCUUUUCCUUUUCUUGGAGCCAUUUUUGUGAUCGCAUUGCUCAGAUUUCGCCGGAUGGGAUCGGGCGCUAGCAAGGCGUCGUCAAGCGGCUCUCGAAGGGAUCGGUCCAAAGGGAAAGGUAGGGUUUUCCAGUCAUCCUGCCUCGGGACUCCCUCUGGAUCUCACGACAAUGACGAUGGCGAUCAGGUUUUCGAACAGCAAGACAAAGAUGAUGACAACUUCGGUUCUUGUACAAACCGGAAUGGAACAGUGAGGGAUGAGGUUAAGGUCGAGUGUCACAGAAAAGUGGAAGUUGAUUCCUCAGCUGAUAUGUCUCGCGUGUCUUCUGAUAACGAGUUUCGAGAAUGGGACCAACCUAGUGUGACCGGCCCUGUUGCUAGACCUGGAAGCAGCUCUAUCCGAGCUUCUUCAACUCAGUCCUUGAACCCUACCAAUCGCUUCCUUUCUCGCUUUAGUUUUUUUCCUGGUAACGUGAGCUUCAGACUAAGUAGAGCAACCAGCUUACGAUCUCCCAGGGAUUAUAAUAUCUCUCCAACAAAUCUUACAGUUGAGGACAAUGAAGAUGACUUUCAUUUGCACGGAUCACCUCCCAGUGGGUUGGUGAAUUUGAAUGGAUCUCGACAAGGGAAUGUAGAAAGUGGACUUCCUGAAAGACGAGCUGGAGCUCGCGAACCCGUUGAAAGGAAUGUUCGUUUCAGUAGAACCCUCAGUGUGGGAAGGCUUCGUGAUAGAGUUCUCCGUCGAUCAUCAUUACCUGAAUUAUCAUUUGGCCCAAUGCAGCUAGGAGAGUUGAGAAAUGAUUCUGAAGGUAGUGAAAGACAGGUCUUGAGUGUUGAGACGACGGAUUCAGCCCCUGCUGAUAAUUCAGUACCAUCUGCAUCAACAUCUGGAUACUCUCCUUCUGGCCUGUCUCGCACCUUAUUUAACAACCAUGAUCAUGACAUAGAGGCAACGCGAUCAAGGGAGGCUAGGUACCGUGAUUUAUUAGAACAUAGAACAGAUUUCCUUGAACGUCGGAGGCGAAUACGUUCUCAGGUUCGCGCUCUCCAGAGAUUAGGAAGCCGUUUUGAGAACCUGUCUGGCCAUGAGAGAUCUUGCAUUCUAUCUGGUCAGCAUAGGACAGGUCGCUGCACAUGUCGUAGCAGUAAUCAUGAUGCCAAUUCAAAUGAUGAUGCCAAUGCUAGGGCUAGCAUAUCAAGAAUCGUAAUGCUGGCUGAAGCUUUAUUUGAGGUUCUGGAUGAAAUUCACCAGCAAUCCGUUGUUUUAUCCUCCCGACCUUCUGUAUCUUCAAUUGGAUCUGUUCCUGCACCAAAUGAAGUUGUGGACUGUUUGCCAAUCAGAUUGUACACAAAGUUGCAGAAGAAUCAGAAUGAAGAGGCCGCACAAUGUUACAUAUGCCUUGUGGAGUAUGAGGAUGGUGACAGUAUGCGAGUACUUCCAUGCAAUCAUGAGUUCCAUAGGACAUGCGUAGACAAAUGGCUUAAGGAGAUUCACAGGGUAUGUCCACUUUGUCGCGGGGAUAUAUGCCGGUCUGAUUCUUUUUCUGCUGAGGAUGAAGCGAAUCAGUUGGCUAUCUGAUUAUUAAAGAUUGUAGCUUUUUCUGCGCUUGAUGGUGAAAGGCCAUGCAGACCCCGAGGAUUGACACUAAAGCGCGACUCAUUGUCAAGUUCAGUCCGUUUCCCCCAAUAUGCGGUUGGUUUGCGAUUUAUUGAGAAAUCCAUUACUGGUAGGAGUGGACUGAACUGCUUGCAAUCUGCAAAUCUCCUUGUGGAGAGAGAGAGAGAGAGAGAGAGAGAGAGAGAGAGAGAGGGGUUUCCUCUUAUGUAUUCUCUGGCUACAUCAGUCCCUCAAUGACGAUGCUGGCUUUUUGGGUUGUUGACAUGAUUGUCAAGGACAUUGCCGACAUCUGAUCACGAAGGAAUGGCAGAAUUCUGUACCCUUUUACAUUGA
This is a messenger RNA of Syzygium oleosum, 2455 nucleotides long. Its product is annotated as E3 ubiquitin-protein ligase MBR1. NCBI's taxonomy places the organism in Eukaryota, Viridiplantae, Streptophyta, Magnoliopsida, Myrtales, Myrtaceae. The transcript is spliced from 7 exons. Bases 560 to 2083 code for a protein of 507 amino acids. The record is from RefSeq and is a predicted model, not a curated record.